GGUCAGGAGGAGCUGGAGGAGGGGCGGGCCUCGGCCCGGGUGCGGCGGCUGUCACCCUCUGAGGAGGCGGCGGCGGCCCGCGGGGGGCUGGGGACGGCGUGCGUGGCCUGGGGAGGGUGGCCCGGGCGGCGGCCGCGGCCGCCAGAGGGAGGCGCGGGGAGCGGGAGCUCAGCGGCCCGGCGCGGCCCGGACCCUCGGCGCGGAGGAGGCGGGGUCCAACCCGGGCUGCCUUCCUGAACUUGGUGGGGAAGGGCCCACGGGGCUAGGGGUGUGAGGCGCUACAUCGCAGCGUCCGGGGAAAUGUCUGCGGACCCCCGGGAGAUUUUCUUGUGAAACGUUCCAGUAGAAAAAGUUCUUGGGACAAACUUCAUUUGAUCCAGGCAUAAACGAAAGAAAAGCCUUGCCAAGAUACGGAAGAAAGGACGGGGAUCUCUCCUCCUAAUCUGGGCCUCCUGUCAUGGAUGAAGAGACUCGGCACAGCCUUGAGUGCAUCCAGGCCAAUCAGAUCUUUCCCAGGAAGCAGCUGAUCCGGGAGGAUGAGAAUCUUCAGGUUCCUUUCCUUGAACUUCAUGGAGAAAGCACAGAGUAUGUGGGCCGUGCUGAGGAUGCUAUCAUUGCCCUUUCUAAUUACAGACUUCACAUCAAGUUCAAGGAGUCUCUGGUUAACGUUCCAUUACAGCUUAUAGAAAGUGUUGAAUGCCGAGAUAUAUUUCAGCUUCAUUUGACUUGCAAAGACUGCAAAAUUAUCAGGUGUCAGUUCUCAACCUUUGAGCAGUGUCAAGAGUGGCUGAAAAGACUGAACAAUGCAGUCCGACCACCUGCUAAAAUAGAAGAUCUCUUCUCAUUUGCAUACCAUGCUUGGUGCAUGGAGGUCUACGCCAGUGAAAAAGAGCAACAUGGAGACCUGUGCAGGCCAGGGGAGCACGUAACAUCAAGGUUUAAAAACGAAGUGGAGCGGAUGGGUUUUGAUAUGAACAACGCCUGGAGGAUUUCCAACAUCAAUGAAAAGUACAAGCUGUGUGGUAGCUAUCCACAAGAGCUCAUAGUGCCUGCUUGGAUCACUGACAAAGAACUAGAAAGUGUCGCAAGCUUCAGGUCCUGGAAGCGCAUCCCCGCCGUUGUCUACAGGCACCAGGGCAAUGGAGCUGUCAUUGCCCGCUGUGGACAGCCGGAGGUCAGCUGGUGGGGCUGGCGAAAUGCUGAUGAUGAGCACCUGGUGCAGUCAGUAGCCAAAGCUUGUGCCUCCGACUCCCGAUCCAGUGGCAGCAAGCUGUCAACUAGGAACAGUCCCCGAGACUUCCCCAAUGCAGGAGACCUUUCUGAUGUGGAGUUUGAUUCUUCUCUGUCAAAUGCUUCAGGAGCAGAGAGUUUAGCUGUCCAACCACAGAAGCUUUUGAUCUUGGAUGCACGCUCCUAUGCAGCAGCUGUGGCGAACCGAGCCAAAGGAGGAGGCUGUGAAUGCCCAGAGUAUUACCCGAACUGUGAAGUUGUUUUUAUGGGGAUGGCAAAUAUUCAUUCAAUUCGGAGGAGUUUUCAGUCUCUGCGAUUGCUGUGCACACAGAUGCCAGAUCCGGGAAAUUGGCUCUCAGCUCUUGAAAGUACAAAAUGGCUCCAUCACCUGUCUGUGCUUCUGAAGUCAGCACUUCUGGUAGUGCAUGCUGUGGAUCGUGAUCAACGACCAGUGCUAGCACACUGCUCAGAUGGCUGGGACCGCACCCCCCAGAUUGUGGCAUUGGCUAAGCUCUUGCUGGACCCUUAUUACCGCACCAUAGAGGGUUUCCAGGUCCUCGUGGAGAUGGAGUGGCUGGAUUUUGGCCACAAGUUUGCUGACCGGUGUGGUCAUGGGGAGAACUCGGAUGAUCUGAACGAGCGUUGCCCAGUGUUUUUACAGUGGCUGGACUGUGUUCAUCAGCUUCAGAGGCAAUUUCCGUGCUCUUUUGAGUUCAAUGAAGCAUUCCUUGUGAAACUGGUGCAGCAUACCUAUUCCUGCCUGUUUGGAACAUUCCUGUGCAACAACGCCAAGGAGAGAGGGGAAAAACAUACUCAGGAACGGACGUGUUCUGUGUGGUCGCUGCUUCGGGCGGGCAACAAGGCUUUCAAAAACCUACUGUAUUCCUCUCAGUCAGAAGCCGUGCUGUACCCUGUGUGCCACGUGCGUAACCUGAUGCUGUGGAGUGCAGUGUACCUGCCCUGCCCAUCCCCGUCCACCCCUGUGGACGACAGCUGUGCACCAUACCCAGCCCCUGGCACCAGCCCUGAUGAUACACCUCUGAGUCGGCUACCAAAGACUAGAUCAUUUGACAAUCUGACCACCGCCUGCGAGAACACAGUGCCUCUAGCCAGCCGGCGCAGCAGUGACCCAAGCCUGAAUGAGAAGUGGCAGGAGCACCGUCGCUCGCUGGAACUGAGCACUCUGGCUGGUCCUGGAGAGGAGCUUCUGGAUCCUGACAGCCUGGGGAAGCCAGCCAAAGUGCUGGGUGGCGCCGAGCUGUCUGUUGCAGCUGGAGUAGCUGAGGGGCAGAUGGAGAAUAUCCUGCAAGAGGCCACCAAAGAGGAGAGUGGGGUAGAGGAGCCUGCCCACAGGGAGAUGCAGGAGGUCAAAGAGGAGGCUCUUUUAGAAGAGGGGAGCAGGGGGAAGACCCCUGAGUGCCCAGCCAUUGUGCUUCAUCAAGAGCCAGAACUGGGUGAUGCUGCUCUAAGGAGCCACCAUCCAGGCACCAGCCUUCUUGUGCUCUCACAGGGUAUUCUUGAGCAGCAGGGUGGGCACAGUAUUCUCCCCAGUUCUCUCCAGGAGCCCCCCCCGGGAGAGGAUGCCCAGGAGGUCCCUGUGGAACAGUCUCGAAUAGGAGCUAUCACACAGGACAGGGAGGAGGCAGUCCUUCCAAUAUCAGUAGAUGUGAAAGUUGGCUUUGGUACCUCACAGUCAAGUUCUCUGCCCUCCCAAGUUUCAUUUGAGACCAGAGGACCAAAUGCAGAUAGUUCCAUGGACAUGUUAGUGGAAGAUAAAGUGAAGUCAGAAAGUGGUCCCCAAGGCCAUGAUAGACCUUGCUUACCUGCCAGGGUAAGCAGUGGCAGGUUCAGUGGCAAGGAGGAGCUUCCUCAAGCCAUGGAGCCCAGGCCUUCAGAGAGGAGCCUGGCUGAGAGGCCCCAAGUGGGAUCUCUGGUGUAUAGGACUUCCCCCAGCAGCACCCAGAGCCCAGCGCAUUCUCCUUGUGCCUUGCCUUUAGCUGAAUGUAAAGAGGGGCUUGUGUGCAAUGGUGCUCCAGAGACUGAAAAUAAGGCCUCAGAGCAGCUCCCAGGGCAUAGUACCCUCCAGAAGUACCCUACCCCCAAUGGGCACUGCGCCAAUGGGGAGACUGGUAGGAGCAAGGACUCACUGAGCCGCCAGCUGUCUGCCACAAGCUGCAGCUCUGCCCACUUACACUCGAGGAACUUGCAUCACAAGUGGCUGCACAGCCACUCGGGGAGGGCGUCUGCAACUGGCAGCCCUGACCAGCCUUCCCGCAGCCACCUGGACGAUGACGGCAUGCCUCUGUACACGGACACUAUCCAACAGCGCCUGCGUCAGAUUGAGUCGGGCCACCAGCAGGAAGUGGAGACCUUGAAGAAACAAGUCCAGGAGCUGAGGAGUCGCCUGGAGAGCCAGUACCUGACCAGCUCCCUACGCUUCAAUGGGGACUUUGGGGAUGAAGUGAGUCCUUCAGAGAAAGGACAUGCCCAAAGCACUCAGUUUCAACACACACAUACUUCAAUUCCUGACUCGGAAAGCAUUCUGGAUCAGAACUGUUUGUCUCGCUGCAGCACAGAGAUUUUCUCUGAAGCCAGCUGGGAGCAGGUGGAUAAACAGGACACGGAGAUGACCCGUUGGCUCCCUGACCACCUGGCCGCCCACUGCUAUGCAUGCGACAGCGCCUUCUGGCUUGCCAGCAGGAAGCACCACUGCAGGGACAUUGACCGUGUUGAUCAAACGUGGAAUUGUGGGAACGUAUUCUGCUCCAGUUGUUGUAACCAGAAGGUUCCAGUUCCCAGCCAACAGCUCUUUGAACCUAGUCGAGUGUGCAAGUCUUGUUAUAGCAGCCUGCAUCCCACAAGCUCCAGCAUUGACCUUGAACUGGAUAAGCCCAUUGCAGCCACUUCAAACUGAAGCUCAGUGACCUGGGGCGGGCAGAGGCCAAGCUGCUGUUCCUCUGACAGGCCCACAACAGCCUGGGCAGACUGAGAGGCCCGUGCACUUUGGAAUGGGGACGUGGAACCAACUGUGCAGAGUGAUGGAAGUUUGGGCUGCACCACUGGAUUGUAGAUUGAUCUCUCCCUCCCCAACCCACCCCCGCAUUUGUUUUCCUCUCCAUUUUCUAUCCUCCCUCUGCCUCCAAAAAUGAGACAAGUACCCUAUUUGUCUUUUUUUUUUUUUUUUUUUUGGAUGGAAGACCAGAGGUUGCCAGGCCCCCUGUAACUGUUGAGCUGCCUGCUGUCAGGCAAUGCUGAGGGGUGGCUUAGUUCCUCAGGAUGGGAGGAGGCUGGUUGAGUCAGGAGUGGAGGCCUGAGAUAGAGAGCAGCGAAUAAAGCCAAUGCUGACGUUUGUGACCAUUCCUCGUAUCACUGCCACAUCAGAGCUGAUCGGAUUGGAAAAACCUUUGCUGCUGAGGACGCCGAAAGCAUCUGCUCUAAGAGCAGUGCCCCAGGUGCCCUCUCCCUUCCAAGAGGGACUGGGCUAGUCCCAUCCCACAGGCAGAUAAAUGGGAUUGGGGUUUGGAGAGAGGGGCACAGGCACAUAGUAAGUGGGACCCCUUAGGCGCUCCCACCCCGUUUAGGUAAAGAAGGGGUACACUCGUGAAGCAGGGAGAGGGCUGGGAAUGGGUGGCUGGCUAUUCUCCCCCAUGGGAUUCUCUUUUUAACUUGACCCAGAUUGUCUAGGGCUCCCCUCACUGUCAACAGUCUGCCCCCCCUCAGCCAGGCUGUGUGGCGCUUCCCACCCUCAGGCAUAGGGUGCAGACUGGCCAGAGUGCAGUAUCCUGCUGCCAUGGUCAAGGCCAAAGUAUGCCCUGAGCCUGGAAGCCCCUUCUGGGGCCUGGUCCCCCAAACAAUCUCUCUUCCUCGUCUAGCACACGGAAAUCCAGACUCAGGGUUCCAAAAAUUCCCCACUCCCAAACCAAUCAUGGAUCUCCCCCUUUAGGGGUAGAAUCAGCCUUUCAGAGUGCAGUGUCUGGAGAAGGGAGCAUGUCCCAUAGACUCAGCCUUCCUCCGCCUCCCCUUCUUGGAGCAGUGGGAAGGGCCCAGCGGUCCCACUGCCCUGCUCCUGUGCUGCUGGUCAGCAGUGAGGGGCCACUUGGUGACUCUGCAGGGCUCCUUAGAGAAGUGACAAAGCCCAUAGGAGAUGCAAGGCACCUUUCCUUAGUAAGCUUCGAUAGGGUCCAAAAAGAGCCUUAAAUCAAGAAUAUUUGUGGUGGAGGUGGGUAUGGAGAAGAGUGGAGAGGAGUUUAGGUUUGUGCUUUGUGAUCUUGGCAUCCAUGUUUUGUGCCUGCCCUCCCUCUCGGGGGAAGGGCCAUGCUUGGCUCUGCUAAAAGCUGCUAACUGGUAACAGGGCGGAUUGUGGUGGGCAGUGGGGGUGAGGCCUGGGAACUUUCCUUACCCUUUGGAAGCAAUUCCCUGGCUAAAGGCAAGUUGUCUCUCAGGAAGGUGGCUCCUGUGUGUGCCUGGGUGUAGAUAAGACGUGGCCCAGAAGCCUUCCCUGGAGCUGUCAGUCCAGGCAAAGCCAAGAGCGUCUGAGUGCGUCUGACUUCCCAGUGGCAGGAGGUUGCUCAGAAUCUGAAUUUAGUGAAACAGGGUGUAAGUUCUUCGCACUCUGUGUGGUCUGGCCUUGCAGGUAGGGAGAAGUCAGUCUAACUGAAGAUUGUGCAGGUCCUAGUGACAGGUGCCAAGAGGUUACGAUACGGGUUUCUUGGGUCUGAUGUACAGUGUGAAUAAAUGCUUGCAGCUCUUAGCCCUUUUUUGAUCAAUGAAGCACUUUUUUAUUAAUAUUUUUCUUUGUAUGUAAAGGAGGAACCAUAACUCUCCGUAGCUGUAUAUAUAACCCUUUUCUCCUAAAGAGGAGUUGGUCAGUGCUCCUAUAUUUUUCAUUUUUUGUCAAAGCAAGAAGUAAAUACUUUAGAACUGUUAAAUAUAUAAAUAAAGUGAAUAAAGUUUAGUGUUCCGCAUGGUA
Molecule: messenger RNA, 6199 nt
Organism: Aethalodelphis obliquidens (Pacific white-sided dolphin)
Lineage: Eukaryota; Metazoa; Chordata; Mammalia; Artiodactyla; Delphinidae
Gene: MTMR3
Product: myotubularin related protein 3
Exons: 22
Coding region: 458-4144 (1228 amino acids)
Biological process (GO): phosphatidylinositol dephosphorylation; regulation of autophagy
Cellular component (GO): cytoplasm; membrane
Molecular function (GO): phosphatidylinositol-3-phosphate phosphatase activity; metal ion binding; phosphatidylinositol-3,5-bisphosphate 3-phosphatase activity
Source: RefSeq, a predicted model, not a curated record